GAGAGAAGAGGAGAGACGGACAGAGAAUGAUCCAGAAGGAUCCAUCGAAGACUGCAGUUCCUUCCUGAAGAAGAGCCUGUCUAGUGAGCUGAGCAGCGUGAAGCAACACCUUCCCAAUGUCCGGACCCGCCCCAGCUCUCCCGCAGUCCUACGCCCCGGGGCCCUACGGGGUGUUUUCAGACCAGCAGGGCUUCUACUCUCUGGAUUCCAAUGUUCCAGGGCUUUCCAGGGUAAUCCUCAACAAGCUGAACAUGAAGGACUAUGGAGAGUACAGGGCUGCUAUGGAGGGGAAGAAGAAAGGAGGGGCUUUCCGUAACUACAAGGAGAUGUUCCAGAAUAUGGAGGAGACGUUUAAGUUCUGUGCCGGUUGUCACAAGCUCCCAGACCACCUCCCAGCGGAACAGACCCUGAAACGCUGUGUCAAGUGUCUGAACGUGUACUACUGCACGAAGGAGUGCCAGGUGAAGGACUGGCCCGAGCACAAGAAAGUCUGUAAGAAGCUACGACUGGUGGCUAUUGACCGGCUGGUGGAGUGGCUCAUGUUUGCAGGAGACCUCCCGUUCACCACAGAGAAGUGGUCCAGGCCGGCACCUGAGGUGCGGGGCUGGGACGACUGGCUGGCCAUGCAGGGGGACCUCACCCCCCGCCUGGAUGCAGUCCUGUCAUGCAGCAACAUGGGCAACCUCUGGAAGAACGUCACCAGGCCGAGGCCGGAGGUCACAGACCUCCGAGAGUCCAUAUGGCGGGUCGAGAGCGAGUUCCUGUCUCGCGUGCUAACCGUUGGCAUGGCGAUUCAACGGUUCGGCCUGGACCCUUACUCUAAGCCCCUCACCGUCCAUAUAGCAGGGGCGGGUCUCACUGAGACCAUGGGGGCCAGACUGACAGACUAUGACGAGCUCAACCGCAUGUUCCCUGGGCACCAGGGUCUGGAGGUGGUGAUGGUGGGGCCGGAGGUGGUGGAAGGCCCCAUUAUGAGGCCUCCUCUCAGGGCGUUCGGGCCCAGACAGAGGGUCUACAUCAGCGCCUACAAGGGCCUCUACCACCAGUUCUGGGAGGACCUGGUGGAGAAAGAGGAAGCGGCCAAGCCUGAUCUGGUGGUUGGGUUUCACCCAGGUUUCCAUGCCAAUCAGGGUCUGGCGGAGGGCUGGCUGCCCACCCUGCUGCUACUCAGAGACUUCGAGGUCCCGUCAUUCUUCAGCUUGUUCAGUGAGAUGGAGUUGACCUCCUCGCUACAAAUCCUACUGGAGUUGGAGAUGAACAUCAAGGGAAGUGGGCCAAACCCGUUUACCUCUCAUAAACCAGAGCAGGUCCAGUCCUGUCCCAACAGACCGCUGGUGUACUGCAACUCCCACUACGUGUACUUUGAGGGCCUGCUGGAGAGAAACAAGUUAGAGGAAAGCCAGUAGUGGACUGAAAUGCCCAUUGGGCCUACAACAUUCCUUUACUGUUGGAGACCGCUUAUUGGACUGUUAAAAUACGUUUUACAGUGUUACUUAUGGUGUUUAGUGCGUGGUGAUUCAUCUGGGUUUUGUGUGAGAUUAAACUUGUUAAACAAAAUAUUAAACAAUGUUUUGUCUGUCUGUGUAAACUGGCAUAUCAAACAUGUACACACCUUGCUUUGUUAUAUGUGUGUUGGUUAAAACAAGAACAUGUCUAGACAUUAUAACGACUGAAUAAUAAUUGAGACGAUACAAAUAGGGAUGGGUAAGAAAGGGAACACCGCACUCUGGUGGACUCAACUUGUAAAUGCAUAAUUAUUAUCCCACUUGAUGUUAUAUUCUGUACUCAGCCUUCUGAGUUGCAAUAAAUGAAAUGUCGUUGUAUUG
Osmerus eperlanus (European smelt) is the source of this 1826-nucleotide messenger RNA. RefSeq names its product putative protein MSS51 homolog, mitochondrial. The coding region runs from base 117 to 1406 and encodes 429 amino acids. Lineage: Eukaryota; Metazoa; Chordata; Actinopteri; Osmeriformes; Osmeridae. The transcript is spliced from 7 exons. The record is from RefSeq and is a predicted model, not a curated record.